Molecule: messenger RNA, 800 nt
Organism: Pteronotus mesoamericanus
Lineage: Eukaryota; Metazoa; Chordata; Mammalia; Chiroptera; Mormoopidae
Gene: CRABP2
Product: cellular retinoic acid binding protein 2
Exons: 4
Coding region: 140-556 (138 amino acids)
Biological process (GO): fatty acid transport
Cellular component (GO): nucleus; cytosol
Molecular function (GO): retinoic acid binding; fatty acid binding
Source: RefSeq, a predicted model, not a curated record
GGAGUUGUCCUGGGACGUGUCCUGCUUUCUGCGUCUGACGAUCAGGCGAAGGCGGCGCCCACAUAUCUUUCGACAAAAGGACUCAGCGUUCAGUGCUCCAGCAGGAAGAUCUAAGGGGACUGCCACCAGCGCCGCCACCAUGCCCAACUUCUCUGGCAACUGGAAGAUCAUCCGAUCGGAAAACUUCGAGGAUUUGCUCAAAGUGCUGGGGGUGAAUGUGAUGCUGAGGAAGAUUGCUGUGGCUGCUGCAUCCAAGCCAGCAGUGGAGAUCAAACAGGAGGGAGACACUUUCUACAUCAAAACCUCUACCACCGUGCGCACCACAGAGAUUAACUUCAAGAUCGGAGAAGAGUUUGAGGAGCAGACUGUGGAUGGGAGACCCUGUAAGAGUCUGGUGAAAUGGGAAAGUGAGAAUAAAAUGGUCUGUGAGCAGAGGCUUUUGAAGGGAGAGGGUCCUAAGACCUCCUGGACCAGAGAACUGACCAAUGAUGGGGAGCUGAUUCUGACCAUGACGGCAGACGACGUUGUGUGCACCAGAGUCUACGUCCGAGAGUGAGAGGCUCAAGCCCAUCCGCAGCCCGGCCCGUGCUCCUGCUUCACUGCCCCGUGGGCCGUCCCUCAUCCACUCCUUCCUGGCUAGCUCUCCCUUCCACCCAUGGCAUUUCCCCAGGGCGCUGGGAGGUCUCCUGCAAGGGUUCUCUUUUUUUGGCCCCUCCUCCCCCAUACCAACAAGGAGGACGGAUUGCAAAAGCCCAGAUCGCCCGGUCCAGAAUCGCUCCUCCCACCCCCCAAAUUGGCAG